UCCUCCUCCUCCUCCGCUGAGAGAAGGCGCAUGUGGAGACCCUCUCCUCCUUUGGCCGGGCGCUGAAGGGAAGCCCUUGGAGAAGGCGAGGCCGAGAGAAGGAACUUCCCAGGCCAGCUCAGCCUAGCGCCGCGCGCGCUCUCUGCCACAGCACCGCCGUCCUUCCUCGCAGACCCGCGCGCGCUCCGGCACGCGCCCUUCCCGCUCUUUCUCCUUCUCCUCCUUCUUCUCUCUCUCUCUCUCUCUCUCUCUCGGCGUUUUCCUUGGCCCUCGCUCCUUUUCAUGGCUUUCCUGGCGGCGCCUCCCACCUGCUGUGGCUCCUACCUGCUGCGGGCAAGCGCAGCCUCCCCAGACUCCGCAGCCGCGCGCUGCUCCCCGCCUCCGCCGUCACCCAACUUUGGAGGCGCCGCUCCGAGCUGGCGCGUGUCCUCGGCGCGUCUCUGAGGGAAGGAGAAGAAGCCGCUCUCCCUCCGCCCGGCUCAGCCCCUCGCCGCCCGAGGCCCGCCCGGGAGCCCAUGGCCGCGGCCUUUGGCGGGCCCCUUCGCCCCUUCCAGGCGGAGUGCUUCUGCUUCGGCUGCAGCGGUGGCUUCCCCGCCUCCUCCUGCUCCUCCUCCAGGUCGGCCUUGGGCAGCCGCGGGGCGCGGGUCAGCAGCCUGGCCUUUGACGGCGGGGAGGCCGAGCGCGCCCCUUGAGCACGAGCCAAUGCGGCGCCCCUUCCUCCUCCUCCUCCUCCUCUCCCUCUUCGUGCUGCGCGGGUGUUAGCGGGGCGCCCUCGGCUCCCCCUCCCCUCCCCGCCCCCCUCUUUCGGCUCCUCUCCCUCCGUCUGCGGCUCUGCCUCCCGCGGGGGCCAUGCAGUCCCUCAUCUCGCCGGUGACCAAGGCGAUUCUGGUGGCCCUCUUCAUCUUCGCCAUCCUGCUCAUCCUCUACGUGAUCCUGUGGUACAUCUGCCGCGACGUGGACUGCGACCAUGGCAUCUGAGCGGGCAUGCCGGGCCCGGGCUUAGCGCCGAGGGAGAGCGAGAAGGAGGAAGAGGAGGCGGAGAAGGAGAGCGCCCCGCCGCCGAGAAGGCCAAGGAAGGCAGGCGAGGAGGGAGCAAGGAGGCCCCGGGAGAGACGGCCCACGUCCCCUGCCGUCGGAGCCCGAGAGUGACCUUCAGGGAUCAGGGUGACCCGGUGCUCAUUAAUGAGUGAAGAAUCAAAAGACUGGGACAGUGGCCAAGAAGCAAUGGAGAAUAAAAGUUCGGAAGCUUCCCCAUCAGACCUAAAGUUAGUGGCCCACCCAAGAGCAAAAAGUAAAGUUUGGAAGUACUUUGGCUUUGAUACCAAUGCAGAAGGAUGUAUAUUACAGUGGAAGAAAAUCUACUGUCGUAUUUGUAUGGCACAGAUUGCCUAUUCGGGAAAUACAUCCAACUUGUCUUACCAUCUUGAAAAAAAUCACCCGGAUGAGUUUUGUGAAUUUGUGAAGAGCAACACUGAGCAGAUGAGAGAAGCCUUUGCAACAGCUUUCUCAAAACUAAAGCCAGAAUCGUCUCAGCAGGUUGCUCAGGAUAACUUAAUUGUGAAGACAUGUCACAGUUAUGAGAAUAAAAAGCAUCAGGAGCUUACAUCAGGGGUGGUUAGUUUAAUAUGUGAAGGGUUAUAUCCCCCAUCUAUUGUAGACGAGCCCACCUUUAAGAAUCUCUUAAGAAUAGCUGACCCCCGAUAUGAACUUCCAUGCAGAAAAUUUUUCUGUACAAAAGCAAUUCCUGAAAAAUACAGUGCUGUUAAAGACAUUGUGUUAAAAGAACUGACUGAUAUCCUGUGGUGUGGCAUAUCUCUAGAUAUGUGGAGAAGUGAAAACCAGAAUAGAUCCUACGUGACAUUGACAGUACACUUUCUCAGUAAUGGCUCUGCUAGCUGUCUGGCUGUUAAUUCCCGUUGUUUAAAAACAUUUGAAGUGCCAGAGGAAAAUACUGGAGAAACUAUUACUAGAGUCCUUUAUGAGGUUUUCAUUGAAUGGGGAAUCAAUACAAAGGUUUUUGGUGCAACAACAGACUAUGGGAAAGACAUUGUGAAAGCUUGCUCACUUUUGGACAUUCCAGUUCAAAUGCCUUGCCUGGGACAGACUUUUAAUAUGGGCAUUCAGCAAGCUUUUCAGCUUCCCAAGUUGUCUGGUGUCUUGUGCAGAUGUCGGAAACUUGUGGAAUACUUCCAGCAAUCUGCAGUAGCCAUGUACAUGUUAGGGGAGAAACAGAAGCAACAGAACACUGCACACUGUAUGCUAGUAAGUGACCGUGUUUCCUGGUGGGGAAGCACACUUGCCAUGCUGGAACGUCUUAAAGAGCAACAGUUUGUAAUUGCCGCAGUUCUUGUGGAGGACAGCAAUAAUCACCAUCUGAUGUUGGAAACCAGUGAGUGGAAUACAGUUGAAGGCUUGGUGGACUUGCUCCUACCAUUCAAGCAGGUUACUGAGAUGAUGUCUGCUUCCAAGUACCCAACAAUAAGUAUGGUGAAACCUCUCCUUCACAUGCUGCUAAAUACAACAUUAAACAUCAAGGAAAAUGACCUGAAAGAAAUCAGUAUGGCAAAGGAAGUAAUAGCCAAAGAAUUAUCUACAGUAUACCAGCAUACACCUGAGAUAGACAUGUUUCUUAAUGUUGCCACUUUCUUGGACCCAAGGUACAAGAAACUGCCUUUUCUUUCAGCAUUUGAGAGGCAGCAAGUUGAAAACAGAGUGGUGGAAGAAGCAAAAGGUCUUCUGGAGAAAGUAAGAGAGAACACAGUGAAGACUGAAGAGCAGUUUUUUACAGUGACUGAAGAGCCCCCAGUGAAAAAAAUUGUAAUUGGCGUCACUCCCCCUCCUACCAGCACCAUUAAUAACAUGCUUGCAGAAAUCUUUUGCCAGACAGGCGGUGUUGAAGACCAAGAGGAAUUGCAUGCUCAGGUUAUUGAAGAAUUGAGCAAUUUCAAGUCGCAGAAAGUUCUUGGGUUAAAUGAAGAUCCACUUAAGUGGUGGUCUGACAGACACGCUUUAUUUCCUGUUUUGCCAAAGGUUCUUCAGAAGUACUGGUGUAUUGUGGCCACAAGAGUGUUCCCUGAGCGUCUUUUUGGUUCUUCUGCUAAUGUUGUCAGGGCAAAGAGAAACCGUUUAGCCCCGGCUCAUGUAGAUGAGCAAAUAUUUUUGUACGAGAACACUCGAAGUGUGUCAGAAGCUGAGCCUGAUGAAGAGGAUGAGGGGGAAUGGGGCUUGGAACAGGACCAUAUUAUUAAUUUAAGUGACACAGCAAAUGUAAACAGCACUUUCAUUAAUAUGAGAGACAGUGGCUUCAUAUAGAUGGAAUGCUUAUGGUCCUUCUGAAAAAAUGCUUCUUUUAAAAUACUCAAACCACCCAAGUUGUCAUGAUAAAAAUGCUGUAAAUACUGAACGGUUGGAACAUAGCUUUGUUUGUGUGUAUGUAUUGUGAGUGCAUGUGAGUGUGGCUGCUGACCUCAGGAGUGUGAUAUUUUACUCCAAAAAGCAGAAACAGACAUAACGAUGGCAAGAACACAGAUUCAGGCAUGCAUUAAAACAUGUGAGCUGUCUUCAUUGACUUAGGAACAGGAUGCAUAAAUAAAAUAGCAACUUUUAAAACAA
Messenger RNA from Anolis sagrei ordinatus, 3612 nucleotides. Lineage: Eukaryota; Metazoa; Chordata; Lepidosauria; Squamata; Anolidae. The record is from RefSeq and is a predicted model, not a curated record.